Messenger RNA from Paramecium pentaurelia, 495 nucleotides. The record is from the annotation of a GenBank genome assembly. NCBI's taxonomy places the organism in Eukaryota, Ciliophora, Oligohymenophorea, Peniculida, Parameciidae.
AUGCCAAAGUAAAUAAGAAGCUAUAGACCUUUGAUAUCUCCAUUACUAACAUUUUUUUUUAUUUUUUCAUUAUUUUUAUCAAAUAAGUUGAAAUGGGAUCCUCCUUACCCUGCUUAGAAUUUAAAAGCAUAUCAACUAACAAAAAAUAAUUUGGAUAGCUAUCUGAGAUAUAAUGAUAAUCCAAUUAUUGAAAUCUCGAUUACUUAUAAUCACUUACUAUAAUAGCUGAGUAUUUAACCAACUCUUGGCAAUCAUGGAUUCAUUCCAUAAAUUUAUAGUAAUUAAUAAGAUCUUAUAGAUAUUUUAGUGCAAUAUUUAGUUGAAAUAGGAGCUAUUGAAGUUACGCAUAUGAUUGAUUUUGAAGAAAUUAAUGAUAAGAUUAAUGCAGUGGCAAAAAUGAUGCAUUCUAUUAUUUUUUUAAUUAUUUAGAGGAUAUACCAAAGCAGAAUAUUUAAAAAAUCCAAAGUUUCUUUAAAGAUUACAAGUAAAAUAUGA